Psilocybe cubensis is the source of this 321-nucleotide messenger RNA. RefSeq lists its product as uncharacterized. The record is from RefSeq and is a predicted model, not a curated record. Lineage: Eukaryota; Fungi; Basidiomycota; Agaricomycetes; Agaricales; Agrocybaceae. The transcript has 2 exons. Bases 1 to 321 code for a protein of 106 amino acids.
AUGUCCCUGGUGCCGAACCGAGUCAACGAUCGUGUGCGCCACACAGAUCAAUAUGAACCAAUGUUUAUCAGGCAGGCAGUCCACCGUAGGUAUAGCGGCUAUGCUUUCUCAAGUUCCCUCAGCAAAGCUGGAUUUCUCCGUACCCAAAGAAGACCGCUGUCUAGACUUUGGCUGGGCAUCACUCGUCUUGCCCUGCGGAACGAAUCUCUCGAGCUCGAGGCACAAUGGCAAUCAGACUUCCAGCGUGCGAGGCCACCUUUGCACAAUGUUCCCAAGGAACCGCAAAUCAUGGAAAAUACCGCACCAGCCACGCCGCUGUAG